AUGUUAAAGAUACGUAUUCAUGUAUUGAUAUCAGAGUUUUCUUUUAUACAGGAAUUUCCAAGGAAAGAAAAGGAGUCAUGGCAUUUAAAAAGACUACGUCUUCAACAAUUGGAGGAAGCUAUUCAGACAAAAAGAUGUAAACAAAGAGACCUUAUGAAUGAAUUAAUGCAAAUGCAACACAGAGAGACAGAGGGGUACUCUGACGUUUGGUCACUAGUACUGCGAGUCAGAGAGAUAAUCCAUGGAAAAUCUUUCAUUGUAAACUGGAUGAGAGAAUUGGAAGAUGACAAAAAGAGAAAAAUUAUAAAAGAAGCCUUAGAGUUAUGUACAGAAAGAGAACAAUUGAUAGAAGAAGCAAAGAGAUGGGGCGGUGAAAGAAAUAUUGCUAAAGAAGCAAUGCAGAUCAGGGAAGACCGAGAACUGAUCAUCAAAGAGGAACCCCUUGAGGACAUCGAGCACAAAAAAGUAAACUUAACUCAGCUUGUUGAAUUCUUCAUCAGACUUGUUCUACUGGCUAUCCUUUUUGGCAACGCAGCGAAGCUUAAAGAUCUUACUAGACCUAGAAAGAACAGAAUUUGUUGUGUCAAAGUGUUUCUUCUUAGCAACGAGGGAGCACACGCAUAUAAUGGGAACGGAACAUGUCUAACAAAACACAGACGUGCAGAACGAAUUGUCGUCUACAACAUUUAUUAUAACACAAGGCACAAUGAAGUGACAGCGAAACUUUUAGAUGCAUGUACACAAUGUGAUGUAAACGAUGUAAACGAAUCCUCUGACAAUCCAAACCUUUCUGUUGAUACCCUUCAAAGAAGACCAUCAGAUAAGGAAAUUGGUACAAUAGCACUCAGUAUCGGACCGGAAUGGCAUCAACUAGGUUUGCAGUUGGGUUUAUUGGAAACUGAGCUCUAUCACAUUAAGGAAGACCACAGAGGCAACUCUGUACAGCGAAAUUCAGCAAUGCUGUUCAAAUGGAGAGGAAACAGAGAAAACAGUGCAACAUUUGAAGAACUUCGCAACGCCUGUAUUCGUGCAAAAGUAAAUCCUGGCGACAUUUUCAAAAACAUUGAAGAAGCAUAAAAGGAUUUGAAAUUCCAGUUCUUUCACGCAAAGAUGAAACGACUGUUGUUUCUUGUUGUUGUUGUUGUUUUUCGUUUCUUUAUGUAAAAUGUUAACAAAUAACGGACACAAAAAAAACGCAACAUUAAUAUGUGGUAAAUAUUUGUUGCAAUUUGUAUGUAAAUAUUUUGAUGUUUUAUUAUUCAUUAAGCGCAAUCUAAUAUGGUAGUUUCUGUUAUAGUACUCGAAGCAUGUCAUUUGCCAUACAUGCACGCAGAGCUCAUAUUGUAAUUCAUGAAAGUAUUGACAUCUUAGCACGUAUUCACAUAAAUCAAAUGAUGAUGAUGGUAAAAGUCGAUUACAAACUUGUCAUUUACCUUGCCUAACUAAAAGAAAUAGAGCAUUUUUAAUAAAAUUAUGAUCAACGUUUAUUGUUGUCAGAACUGGGCAUAUUGUAAAAUCGAUGACGAAGCGAUGUUACAUGAGGCAAUGAACAGUUAUUUAAUCAUUUGGUUAUUUGAAAGGGUGGAAUCACUGCAAGUUUACCGGCCAAUCUGCGCUAAAGGAAACCUCGUGACAAGAAUUAAAUCACGUGAGCAUCACAUACGAAAGCGUUUUGCUCCAGUGUACUAAUUUUAUCAGGCAAUAUGUUGUUCUGUACACACGAUGGAGAGAAUAUAUUUUUCUGAAAAACACUUUCUGAGGUUACUAAGAACUACAAAUCAAUUUAGCGUUGGCUUAUGUAUUUGUAUAUAAACCGAAAGACUGGAAAUAGUUGUUUGGUUGGCAUUUUUACAAAUGAGCCACCUCAUGAGAAAACCAACAUAGUGGCUUGGUCAGGAUCUAUGCUGUUCGCUAACUGUUUCUCUAAUUGCAAUAGGCCUCGAAAGCGAACAGCAAGGAUCCUGACCAAACUGCGCGGAUCGCGUUAUCGCCAUCGUACCAUCGCAUUAUCAACAUCGUGCCAUCGCAUUUUUACCGUCGUACCAUCGCGUUAUCACCAACAUACCAUCGUGCAUCGCGGUUUUGGAUUCAGUAAAAAGUCAAACGGAACACCGUAGAAGAACCAUAAGCCAAAACAUUGAAAUGUAGGCAUAGGAAAUUCAAUUAGUUCCCCUUGACUUUAAAAAUCAAAGCACUGAGAGGACUGAUGUGGGCAGCGGUUGACAGCUUCUGGUAAUGAGCAUGAACAGUUAGCUUAAGUUUGGUGAUUCUAGUUAAACUACUUUUGAUCAAUAAGCAUUUUUAACCUUUCGUUUACCACAUCAAGGGGUAAAACUCUGCUUUUACUCAGUCAAAGGGGAUAAAAUAACAUAUGAGCAAAGCUCGUGUGCUUAUUGAAAAUUUUGUGAGGUUUGGUCAAUUUUGCUCAAAAUCUUUUUUGAACUAUAAGCAUUUUUUCAACAAUCAAUGGGAAACAUCCUGCCUUUACUGGAACAGAGGGAAUAACAGUGAAUGUGAGCAAAUGUCAUGGACUAAUUGAUAAUUAUGUGUUGUUUGGAGAUUCUAGUUAUAACAAGAGCUUGUAGUACAUUUGCAUGAAUUAACUGACAAGGAACAGAAAUUAUUUGGUCACUGCCUACGGGACAUUUAACGUAUUUAUCGUAAAUCAAUAAUCAUGGGUCAUUUACCAGUCUUAAUGUGAUCUUAGACAAAAGUAUAAUCUAGUUUUCUGGCAAAAUAGUUCUAUUGUCAAUGUGAUAUUGACAUUUGACCUAAUGAACUCAAAACCAAUAGGGGUCAUUUGCUGGUCAUGACAAAUCUCCCGAUCUCAUGAUCUUAGGCCCAAGGUUCUCCAGCUAUCAUCCGGAAACUGAUUUGUCUACAGACCGACCAACAUCCAUCAUCAAACAUUAAUAUUUACAAUAUACCCAUCCUCCUUCGAGUGAGAGCAAUUAAAUUUUAAAUAAGAAGAUACCCGUGUCUCCCUUGUCCCCCAAUGCAUAGUCGUAAUAGGCAAGAAGUCAAUAGAGGAUAGUAGCGAAAGACAAAGAGACACUAAUGUUUGGCUGCAAUAGAGAUCAUCUACUUGGCAUGUCCAAUCACACUAUGAAGAUACAAAAUUCUGGGUCAAAUGGUUCUCAAGUGAACCGUGUUCCAUGUUCAGGACCCUGUAACCUUGAUCUUUGAUCAAGUGAGUCCAAAAUCAACAGGGGUCAUCUACUCUGCAUGUCCAAUCAUCCUAUGAAGUUUCAAUAUUCUGGGUCAAGUGAUUCUUAAGUUAUUGAUCCAGAAAGAGUUUUUCCACCUUCAUGCCUCUGUGACCUUUCCCUUAAGUCAAGUGACCCCGGAACAUUAAGGGUCAUCGACUUUGUAAUUCCUAUCAUCGCUAUUGAAGGUUCUGUGUCAAAUGAUUCAAGUUAUUGGUUGGAAACUGUUUUCAAAGUUCUGGUUCCUGUGACCUUAAAUUUUAAUCAAGUGAUUCAAAAAAUCAAUAGGGUCAUCUACUCAACAUGUCCAAUCAUCCUAUGAAGUUUUGACAUUCUGGGUCAAGUGGUCCUCAAGUUAUUGAUCAGAAACGGGUUUCCAUGUUCAGGCCUCUGUGACAUUGACAGGCAUUUUUUUCAUUUAUUUUUUUUUUCAAAUGAGAUCUCAUUUUGGCAGUAGCAGACCAUGAAUAUAUUAUACAUAAAUUGCAUAGACAAAAGACACUUCAGAAUAGUUCCUAAACCAAAGCAACCAUAAAAGAAUGUUUACAGUGAAAUUAAAUGUUUCAUUCAAUUUUAAAACAAGCAUAACAACCAGCACACACCAUGAUCUUCGGGUUGCAUUCAGUCAGUUUUCAGCUGUAGAUUAAUAUAAUAUGCCUCAUAAUCAUGACAAUAUGCAGGUUUUAGUGUUGUUAAAUUCCUGGUCCUUUCUGGAUCAUGGAGUCCAUUUAACAUAUGUGUAACAGAGGUCUGCUUAAGCCGGCGCUAGGGGGCACAUUUCAUUACCUCUCAAGAACAGACUCAAUCAUACCGAGUCUGCUAUUAGUCUUCUUGGCUGCAUUCUUAUGCCUCCAAAGGAUCUUUUUACGAAUAUUAUUGUUCAAAUUCAAAUAUUAAAAACUGAAUUUUUUCUAACUUACUUAAUUGAUCUCAAAUGAUUUCGUUGCAGUCUUCCGAAUCCCGCUAUUGUAUAAUUAUACGAAAAGAAAUCAUACGCCAGAACGUGAAUAUUUGGGGACGAAAACACCGCAAAUCUACCGGUUAAAAAUGUUCCUUUUUAAUUAAUUAUACACUUUAAUGAUAUGACAAUCACAAACACCAGCUGGAAUGUAAUAUUAAAUCAAACUGAAGUGCAUACGUUCGUAUAUUUAGGAAACAGGUACGAAUUUUUCGCCCCCUCCGUUACGGCUGCAAUUAUUUUCCUAAGUCGUGCAAAUAAAACUUAUUUACGUAAAUAUUAUGAAAGGACCGUAUCUUUCUCUAUGAAAAAUAAAUACCUCUUCUGUUGAUGCUAUAUAUCUUUCUAUGCUACAAAGUUCAACGGAUACACGGGUGUAAUUUAUCUGAAAAUAGAACGCACGCCGUGCUAGUUAGAUGUUUUAUGAUCAUGUGACCGAAACAAGCUCUUUGGUGUUGUUAUAAUAAUAAAAUUUCGUUUAACCUUUAUAGUAGGAACUGAGUUUUGAUUUAAAACGUUUACAAAACAGGCAACUUGGUUUUAAUACCGAUUAUAGAAUUUUUUUAAGUUAUUUAUAGUUUAUUUUGGUGACGUGAUGAAGAAUUGUUUUGGUCAUGUGAUCUAAGAAAGCAAGCUCAUUUUCAUACGCGUUGUUUUUGUUAUAACAAAUAGAUUACGACAAAUUUAUACUUAAGCAGUGCAUUUUGAUAAAGUUGAAUCUCAGAAGCUUUCUGAAAGUUAAACACACUUGAAUUACGUAAAAUUUAUGGAGGACAUGGAACUACUUGUUAAGAAUUUUACCGUAAAUUUGUGGUAUGGUAAAUCUGUGGUCACGCUUCGCUGCCCACAAAAACUACUGGGGGGAUUUUGACCAAACUUUGUCAGAAUGAUGUAUUGGUACCCUAGUUGUUCCCCCUGAAAAUCAGAUUCGUUCAACAAUUUUUGAGUGAGUUAUGGCCUUUCGUUUAUUUUUAUAAUUUACAUAGAUUUAUAUAGGGAAAACUUUGAAAAUCUUCUUGUCCAAAACCACAGGGCCUAGGGCUUUGAUAUUUGGUAUAUAGCAUCAUCUAAUGGUCCUCUACCAAGACUUUUCAAAUUAUCUUCCUAUGUUGAAAUAUGGCUCCGCCCCGGGGGUCACAUGGUUGAUAAAGACUUAUAUAGCGAAAAACUUUGAAUAUCUUUUAGUCCAAAACCACUGAGCCUAGGGCUUUGGUAUUUUGUAUGUGACAUUACCUAGUGGUCCUCUACUAAGAUUGUUCAAAUUAUUCCCCUAGGGUCAAAUAUGGCCCAGCCCUGGGGGUCACAUGGUUUAUAUAGACUGAUAUAGGAAAACACUUUGAAAUCAUCUUGUGCAAAACCACAAAGCUUAGGGCUUUGAUAUUUGUAAUGUAGCAUCAUUAAGUGAUUCUCUACCACGUUUGUUCAAAUUAUCCCCCUAGGGUCAAAUAUGGCCCCACCCCGGGGGUCCCAUGGACUUAUAUAGGGAACAACUUUAAAAAUCUUCUUGUCCAUUCAAAUUUAAAUUUGGACCACAUAUAUAGUUUUGAGUGGCUAGAUGAACCUUGACACGAGUUGACCUUGAUCUUGACCUAGUGACUUUCUUUCGCAUUUCUGUAACUACAGCCUUUAAAUUUGGACCACAUGCAAUGGUUUGUGUACUGAAAUAAACUUUAACCGUAACAUUGACCUAGUGACCUAUUUUCACAUUUUUGAAGGUACAGGCUUCAAAUUUGGACCACAUGUACAGUUUUGUGUUCUGAAUUGAAAUUUGACCUUGAUUUUGACCUAGUGACCUACUUUCACAUUUCUCGAGCUACAGUCUUCAAAUUUGGACCACAUGCAUAGUUUUGUGUAACGAAAUGCACUUUGUCCUUAAGAUUGACCUAGUGACCUACUUUUACAUUUCUCAGUCUACAGUCUUCAAAUUUGGAUCACAUGCAUAGUUUUGAAUUCUGAAUUGAAACUUGACCUUGCUUUUUACCUAGUACCUACUUUCACAUUUCUCAAGCUACAGCCUUCAAAUUUGAAGCACAUGCAUAGUUUUGUGUACCAAAAUGAACUUUGACCUUGAAAGAUCUAGUGACCUACUUUCACAUUUCUAAAGCUACAACUUCUAAAUUUGGACCACAUGUAUGGGCCACAUGCACAGUUUUGUGUACCGAAAUGAACUUUGACCUUGAUUUUGACCUUUAGCUAGUCUUUAAAUUUGGACCAUUCAAAAAUGGCUCAGGGUGGGCGCCAAGAUCACUCUGUGAUCUCUUGUUACAGUAACGGUUUGUUUAUAGUUUUAAUUAACGGAUUAUGUUUAUCUUAGAAUUGACGGCUGAUAUUUAUUUUUCAUGAUUGACGGUUUAUGUUUAUGUUUUGAUUGACGGUUUAUGUUAUUUAUAUUCAGGUAAACCACUUGUUAUAUAUUCAUGAUAUAUCUUUAAGUUACAUAAUUAUGCAGAUUGCUUUAUUGUACAUGUUCUACUGUUGGAAUCAUAGUUAUAUGAAUUUGUAUUAUAAAUAUAUUUAAUUCGAAGCUUCUUUUGUAAUUACAGUAAAUUAACUGUUUCAUUUUCCAGGUAAACAGCUAAACCUAUGCCACAAAAAUCAUUAGAAUAAAUUUUGCCCGUUCGGAUCAAUAAUCCGCAUUGUAGAUUUUUCUUAAAGACUGAUUUUACACAACUUCAGAUAGUCUUGAUGAGCUGUUGUAUUACUCUUGUGUUUAGAUUACAAAAAAUGUAUAUAGGACGAACUGAUUUAAUUAAAUUUCAAAGUGAAUUGUU
Mercenaria mercenaria is the source of this 6935-nucleotide messenger RNA. RefSeq lists its product as uncharacterized. The coding region runs from base 1 to 1077 and encodes 358 amino acids. The record is from RefSeq and is a predicted model, not a curated record. NCBI's taxonomy places the organism in Eukaryota, Metazoa, Mollusca, Bivalvia, Venerida, Veneridae. The transcript has 14 exons. Gene Ontology annotation, molecular function: protein binding. Gene Ontology annotation, biological process: signal transduction.